This is a messenger RNA of Closterium sp. Naga37s-1, 2010 nucleotides long. Lineage: Eukaryota; Viridiplantae; Streptophyta; Zygnematophyceae; Desmidiales; Closteriaceae. The record is from the annotation of a GenBank genome assembly.
AUGGCUCCUUAUAAUGCGAGCCAUCUCCUCCUGGAGGAGCCAAUCCGGUUGGCGUCCAUUCUCGAGUCCUCGUCGUACCAUAAAUCGCUGCCAUGUCUGACCAAGAUCGUUGCGACCGUUGGUGGGACGAGCCAGAGCGUUGAGGUGCUGGAAGGGCUGCUGGAAGCCGGCAUGAACGUCGCGCGAUUCGACUUCUCGCAUGGGGACUCGGACUAUCACCAAACCACUCUGGACAACCUUCGCGCGGCCAUGCGCAAGACAAAGAAGCUCUGUGCGGUGAUGUUUGACACGAUGGGGCCGGAGAUCACCAUCCACAACGCGUCGGGCAGCCCCAUCUCGCUCACGGCCGGCGACUCCAUCACCAUCACGCCCAGCCCCUCCGCCGCGCCCAUCUCCUCGCAGCUGCUCCCCAUCAACUUCAAGGGCCUCGCCAAGGCAGUGAAGCCGGGAGAUGAGAUCUUUGUGGGGCAGUACCUGUUCACGGGCAGCGAAACCACCUCCGUCUGGCUCGAGGUCCACGAGACUAAGGGCGCUGAUGUGAUCUGCUUCGUCAAGAACAGUGCCACGCUGGCGGGCACUGUGUUCACGGCCCACGUGGCACAGGUGCGCAUAGACCUGCCGACGCUGACGGAGGAGGACAAGCGGCUGAUUGCCACGUGGGGGCAGCGCAACAGCAUCGACAUCAUCUCCCUCUCCUUCACACGCCAUGCUGACGACGUCCGCCAGGCCCGAGCGCUGCUGUCGAAGCUGGGCGAUCUCUCUCAGACGCAGAUCUAUGCCAAGAUUGAAAACAUGGAGGGAUUGAAGCACUUUGACGAGAUUCUUCAGGAGGCAGACGGCAUCAUCCUCUCACGAGGCGAUUUGGGCAUUGACCUCCCAGCAGAGAAGGUGUUUCUGUUUCAGAAGGCGGCCAUCUUCAAGUGCAACAUGGCGGGCAAGCCAUCCAUCAUCACGCGUGUCGUCGACACCAUGACAGACACGCCGCGCCCCACCAGAGCCGAGGCCACCGACGUUGCCAACGCCGUGCUUGAUGGCACGCACACGGUGCUGCUGGGAGCGGAGACGCUGCGAGGGCUGUACCCCGUGGAGACCGUCAUGACCGUGCGCAAGAUCUGCGCUGAGGCGGAGAAGGUGUACAACCAGCAGCUCUACUUCAAGAAGACGGUCAAAUACGUGGGCGAGCCCAUGAGCCACAUCGAAUCCAUCUGCUCCUCUGCAGUGCGUGCGGCAGAGAAGGUGCGCGCGUCAACCAUCGUGGUCUUCACGUCGUCAGGCCGCACAGCUAGGCUGGUGGCCAAGUACAAGCCCACGAUGCCCACGCUGGUGGUGGUGGUGCCGCGCCUCAGCACCAACCAGCUCAAGUGGAGCUUCACUGGUGCCUUCCAGGCCCGCCAGUGCCUCGCCAUUCGAGGCCUCUUCCCCAUGCUCGCCGACCCACGCAACCCGUCGGCGAGCAACAUCACGACGAACGAGACGGUGCUGAAGAUGGCGAUGGAGAAGGGCAGGGAGAUGGGCCUCAUGCGCGCUCAUGACCGCGUCGUCGUCGUGCAAAAGCUCGGCGACUCCUUUCAUCAGCCAACACAGCAUCCAACAUCGGAAGAGCUGAGUAUCGGAAAGAUCAAGUUCAAGGCGUUUGAUCUCGGUGGUCAUCAGAUAGCCCGACGCGUUUGGAAGGACUAUUACGCGAAGGUGGAUGCCAUAGUGUACCUCGUCGACGCUGCCGAUAAGGAGAGAUUCAUCGAGUCGAAGAAGGAACUCGAUGGACUACUUUCAGACGACUCCCUGGCUCUCGUGCCGUUUCUGAUCUUGGGAAACAAAAUCGACAUUCCAACUGCCGCAUCCGAAGAUGAGCUUCGUUAUUCCCUGGGCCUGACCAACUACACGACAGGGAAGGGCAAGGUAAAUUUGGCAGAGUCCAACAUCAGACCGAUUGAAGUCUUCAUGUGCAGUGUGGUGCGUAAGAUGGGAUAUGGUGAGGGCAUUAAGUGGCUUUCGCAGUACAUCAAGUAG